AUGCUCCUGAAUACUUCUAGAACCAUCUGCAGAUUGUCCUCGGGCCGUCGCUUUGUGGCGCAGUACAUCCCUAACGACUUCAAGCCGCCAUUCAUCCCGUUGACCUCUGAAUCCGGCUUCGCUGGGGCCGUGGGUAACACCCCAUUGCUCAAGUUGAACAAGCUCUCUCAAGAAACCGGCAGAAAUAUCUAUGCCAAGGCUGAAUUCAUGAACCCAGGUGGUUCCAUCAAGGACAGAGCUGCGUUGUUCAUUGUAGAGGACGCGGAACGCAAGGGCUUGAUUGCUCCGGGCGGUACCAUUGUCGAGGGGACCGCGGGAAACACUGGGAUUGGAUUGGCUCACAUUGCCCGUGCCAAGGGAUACAAAUGUGUGAUCUAUAUGCCAAAUACCCAGGCUCCUUCCAAGAUGGAUUUGUUGCGUUUGUUGGGUGCAGAGGUGAACCCCGUGCCAGUGGUGCCGUUUACCGACCCAAUGAACUUCAACCACCAGGCCAAGAGACACGCCGAGUCGUUGGACAACGCUGUCUGGACCAACCAGUUCGACAACUUGGCGAACAGACAGGCGCACAUCGAGUCUACCGGGCCGGAGAUCUGGGCCCAGUUGGACGGUCAGGUUGACGGCUUCACCUGUUCCACUGGUACCGGAGGCACCUUUGCUGGUGUCACCAGGUACCUAAAGGAUAUCUCCGCUGGGAAGACACAGUGUGUGCUUGCUGAUCCACCAGGGUCUGUUGUGCACUCUUACAUCCAGUCUAAUGGCGAGGCUCUUGACAGAUCUGGUGGCUCCUUCACCGAGGGGAUUGGCCAGGGCCGUAUUACUAACAACUUGGCCCAGGACAUUGGCUUGAUCGACUACUCCAUCAAGAUCCCGGACGCUGAGAGCAUCAAGAUGGUGUACAGGUUGUUGGACGAGGAGGGAUUGUACGUUGGCGGUACCGGAGCCUUGAACGUGGUUGCUGCCGUUGAGGUGGCGAAGAACUUGCCAGAGGGCUCUAACGUGGUGACCUUGUUGGCCGACUCUGCCCACAAGUAUGCCGAGAGAAUUUUCAGCAAGAAGUGGUUGAUCGAAAAAGGAUUGUACGAGCACAUUCCAAAGGAGUUGCAGAAGUAUGCGAUUCUUGCGUAAGUAAUGUGUCCUUGUAUAUAGGAAAGUACAACAAAAUGGUUAGAUAACCAGAGAUAUAACCGAAGGACAAAUUUAGUUUAAAUUCCAAACUUCAUCUUAUCGGAGCAUUGCCAGUAAUUUUCAACUUAGCUUG
Messenger RNA from Babjeviella inositovora NRRL Y-12698, 1258 nucleotides. RefSeq lists its product as uncharacterized. Bases 1 to 1125 code for a protein of 374 amino acids. Gene Ontology annotation, cellular component: cytoplasm. Lineage: Eukaryota; Fungi; Ascomycota; Pichiomycetes; Serinales. The transcript has a single exon. The record is from RefSeq and is a predicted model, not a curated record. Gene Ontology annotation, molecular function: pyridoxal phosphate binding; cysteine synthase activity.